AUGAGCAAAAGGACACUUAUUGACGUGGCCGCUGAAGGCGAUUCUACUGCAAGCAAUGAAGCCCUACCCAGAAAGAAGAGCCGGAAAGAGCAGCCCAGCGAUGAAUCCGCCCCAGCUGGUAUAGAGAAGACCAGAAAACGCAAAAGCAAGAGCAAGGAAGCCAGCGAGGUCUCUACGCCAGUGAACACUGCUAGUGAAGAGGAUGCCAAAGCGGCAAAGGCUGCACGAAAAGCCGCAAAACGCGCAAAGAAGGGAGCACAGGAAGCACUGGCUCCCGCCGUAGAGACGCCGCGAGAAACCGAUGGCGAAACUACAAUGGCUGAGGGCGAGGACGCAAAAGCCGUGGCGAAGGCUGCUAGAAAAGCUGAGAAGGCCCGCCUAAAAGCCCUAAAGAAGGAGCAGAAGAAGUCUGGAGUGAAUACUCCAGCUUCCGAAACUACCGCCACCGACGCUGCUGCAUCCUACAACACAUCUGCUGCGGCUUCGAAGGCACAAUCGUCUGCGACGAGUCCGGAGCCCGCGCCCGCGCCCGCGCCCGCUGGAGUCCUGAGCGGCUACACCGAGGACCCCAAACUAAGUGCCCUGCCGCAAUCCGAGAUUGACGCCUUCCUUGCCUCCAACUUCAUCACCGUAACCGACCCUCUCAGCUCGUCGCCGAAGUACCGCCCCAUCACGUCCUUCCCCUACCUACCAGUCACAGACGAGGCGCAGCGAGCGCCUUUCGCGGCCUUUGCCUCUCCCACCCCGAUACAAGCUGCGGCAUGGCCUCCGUUGCUCGCCGGGAGAGAUGUUAUCGGUGUUGCAGAGACCGGAUCGGGGAAGACUCUUGCUUUUGGUGUGCCUUGCAUACGCUACAUCACCUCGCUCCCACAGAAGCAGCGCAAGGGCGUCAAAGCUGCAAUGGUCUCGCCGACACGAGAGCUUGCGAUGCAGAUAUAUGAGCAGCUAGUCAAGCUGGCGACGCCGGCGGGGUUGAAAGUUGUAUGCGUGUACGGCGGCGUAGCGAAGGACGACCAGCGGGAAGCAUUGAAGACUGCAAACAUUGUGGUUGCGACUCCUGGUAGGCUUAACGACUUGAUCAACGAGGGUGCCGCGAACCUCAGCAAUGUGGGAUACAUGGUCCUGGAUGAGGCGGACAGGAUGCUCGACAAGGGCUUUGAGGAAGACAUCCGCAAGAUCAUCGGCCAGACGCCGUCUAAGCGACAAACACUCAUGUUUACUGCUACUUGGCCACAGUCUGUCCGUGAGCUUGCAGCAACCUUCAUGACCUCGCCUGUCAAGAUUGCCAUCGGGGACAAUCCUACUGGCGAGCUGCGAGCCAAUACGCGCAUCACGCAGACCGUCGAGGUCGUGGAUCCACGCAACAAGGAGUACAGGCUUCUGCAACUUCUGAAGCAGUAUCAGAGCGGCAAGAAUAAGGACGACCGUAUCCUAGUCUUCUGCCUCUACAAGAAGGAAGCUACUCGGAUCGAAAACUUCAUCCGGUCCAAGGGCUUCAGAGUUGCGGGUAUCCACGGUGACCUCAGCCAAACACAGCGCACCACCAGCCUGGAAGCUUUCAAGCAGGGCAAGGUGCCGAUACUGGUUGCCACCGAUGUCGCAGCACGAGGCCUGGAUAUUCCGGCUGUAAUGCUGGUCAUCAACGUUACAUUCCCGCUCACAGCAGAGGACUACGUCCAUCGGAUUGGUAGGACUGGCAGAGCUGGGAAGGAAGGCAAGGCUAUCACGCUAUUCACGGAGCAUGAUAAGGGGCUGUCAGGCUCGUUGAUCAACGUUCUGAAGGCGGCGAACCAGCCGGUACCCGAGGAGCUGCUGAAGUUCGGCACGACGGUCAAGAAGAAGAGCCAUGACGCCUAUGGUGCGUUCUAUAAGGAUGUCGGCGAGACGAAGCAGGCUACGAAGAUCACGUUUGAUUGA
Coniosporium apollinis CBS 100218 is the source of this 1917-nucleotide messenger RNA. RefSeq lists its product as uncharacterized. The record is from RefSeq and is a predicted model, not a curated record. The coding region runs from base 1 to 1917 and encodes 638 amino acids. The transcript is spliced from 2 exons. NCBI's taxonomy places the organism in Eukaryota, Fungi, Ascomycota, Dothideomycetes. Gene Ontology annotation, cellular component: nucleolus. Gene Ontology annotation, biological process: rRNA processing. Gene Ontology annotation, molecular function: RNA helicase activity; RNA binding; ATP binding.